Molecule: messenger RNA, 4212 nt
Organism: Peromyscus eremicus (cactus mouse)
Lineage: Eukaryota; Metazoa; Chordata; Mammalia; Rodentia; Cricetidae
Gene: Wdr72
Product: WD repeat domain 72
Exons: 19
Coding region: 22-3372 (1116 amino acids)
Biological process (GO): protein localization to plasma membrane
Cellular component (GO): cytoplasm
Molecular function (GO): protein binding
Source: RefSeq, a predicted model, not a curated record
UGUAUCUGGGAUUCGUUCAGCAUGAGAAGUGCUCUCCAGGCUGUGGCCCUCUGGGGAAGAAAAGCUCCUCCCCACAGCAUCACGGCUAUCAUGAUCACAGAUGACCAGCAAACAAUAGUGACUGGAAGUCAGGAGGGUCAGCUCUGCCUCUGGAGUCUCUCACCUGAACUGAAGAUUUCAGCUAAAGAACUUCUUUUUGGACAUUCAGCUUCGGUGACAUGUUUGGCAAGAGCAAGAGACUUCUCCAAACAGCCCUACAUUGUGAGUGCUGCUGAGAACGGGGAGAUGUGCGUGUGGAAUGUGAGCAGUGGUCAGUGUGUGGAGAAGGCCACCCUUCCUUACAGGCACACUGCAAUCUGUUAUUAUCACUGCUCCUUCCGGAUGACCGGCGAAGGUUGGCUGCUGUGCUGUGGGGAAUAUCGAGACGUCCUCAUCCUUGAUGCUGGAACUCUGGCUUUCCUGCACACCUUUUCCUCUUCGCAGUCCCCUGACUGGAUGAAAUGCAUGUGCAUCGUUCACUCUGUGAGAAUUCAAGAGGAUUCUCUCUUGGUCGUAUCUGUAACUGGCGAGCUCAAAGUAUGGGACCUCUCCUCGUCCAUCAACAGCGUUCAGGAAAAGCAAGAUGUCUAUGAAAAAGAAUCGAAGUUUCUUGACUCCUUGAACUGUCAGACGAUACGGUUUUGUACAUACACAGAGAGACUCCUGUUGGUGGUAUUUUCUAAAUGUUGGAAGGUUUAUGACUAUUGUGACUUUUCCCUUCUGUGGACUGAAGUCAGUAGAGACGGGCAGCUCUUUGCUGGUGGAGAGGUGCUUGCUGCUCACAGGGUCCUUGUUUGGACAGAAGAUGGUCACAGUCACAUCUAUCAGCUGCUGAACAGGUGGGCUCAGAUGGGAGCAGCGUUCAGAACAUUCAGUGGGCUUUCCAAAUGCAUAUGCCCCGCUGAUGCUGAUGGAGGAGUCCUUAAGGAGACCAUCUACCCUCACUUACUGUGCUCCACUUCUGUGGAGAAAAAUAAGGGCCUGCAUUUCGUCAUGGGCUACAUGAAUGAACGGAAGGAGCCUUUUUACAAGGUACUAUUCUCUGGAGAAGUCUCAGGAAGAAUUACACUGUGGCAUAUCCCAGAUGUCCCCAUAUCUAAGUUUGAUGGUUCUCCUAGAGAAAUACCAAUAACCACCACCUGGACUCUUCAGGAUAAUUUUGAUAAGCAUCAAACGGUGUCACAGAGCAUUGCAGACCAUUUCUCUGGGUCCAGAGAUGAGGUGGGGAUGACAGCAACCAUCACCUCAUCAGAGUACAUUCCAAAUCUUGAUAAACUCAUCUGUGGCUAUGAGGACGGGACUAUUUUCAUCACUAAGGCUCUGAAUGCUGCCAAAGCAGGACUUCUGGAAGGGGACUCUUUAUUGAAAGAUUCCCCCUGUCAUACACUUCUCAGAGGCCAUCACCAGAGCGUGACUUCAUUACUUUACCCUCACGGGCUUGCUUCAAAAUUAGAUGAAAGUUGGCUGGUAUCUGGGGAUCAAGGCUCCUGUGUGAUCCUGUGGGAUAUUUUUAGGGAAGAAAUUCUGCACACAUUCUUUUUGGAAGCUGGUCCAGUAACAAGACUUUUGAUGUCACCAGAGAACUUGAAAAUUAGUGACGGUCAGACACUCUGCUGUGUGUGUGGUGACCACUCUGUGGCUCUCCUUCACCUGGAAGGGAGACAGUGCCUCCUGCGUGCCCGGAAGCACCUCUUUCCUGUGAGAACCAUCAGAUGGCACCCAGUGGAGAACUUUCUAAUUGUUGGUUGUGCAGAUGACUCUGUUUACAUCUGGGAAAUUGAAACAGGCACUUUGGAAAGGCAUGAGACAGGAGAAAGGGCAAGGAUUAUUCUUAACUGUGGUGACAAUGUGCAGCUUGUCAGAUCUGAGCCUACACUGUCAGUGGCCUCAGAGACACACAAGCACAAGAGUGUAGAGCAGAGGUCCUCCAGUUCCCACCAACCUGGGCUGGUGCCCUGCCCUGGUCUGCAGCUGGAGUCUUCAUGUAAGGUUGCUGAUGCCACAUCAGUCCCAAGACCUUUCAAUGUCUUGCCUGUGAAAACAAAAUGGAGUCAUAUUGGCUUCCAUGUUCUCCUGUUUGAUCUGGAAAAUCUUGUGGAAUUGCUGCUCCCCACUCCCAUAAGUGAUGUUGACCACUCUGGAUCAUUCUAUGGAAGUGACAUCUUGAAGAGAGCCAAGAGCACAGUAGAGAAAAAGACAUUGACAAUGAAAAGAAACAAGGCGUCAUGUAGCUCUCUCCAGGCUGAGGCACACGCCAAGCCAAGUGGGGACAGCCUGCCCCCCGGGGACAAUAUCAGUAGAUUUCCAGAGGAGAGUGAUGGCAUUAAAAGACAGAAGAAAAUGAAGAGCUCCGAAAAGACACGCCCUAAACCAUCUAGAAAGGUUGAUGCCAGCCUCACAAUAGAUAUGGCCAAAUUGUUUCUGUCUUGUGUUUUGCCGUGGGGAGUGGAUAAAGAGUUAGACAGCCUCUGUACCAGGCAUCUCAGCAUCUUAAAGCUGCAGGGUCCUGUGUCUUUGGGGCUCGCUUCAAAUGAAGACCUCUUCUCCCUGAUGCUACCCGGGUGGGAUGCAUGCAGUACUGAAAUGAAGGAGUACUCAGGAGUAAAUCUAUUCUCCAGAAAAGUUUUGGAGUUGUCAAAUAAAUACACAGCCACUCUUCCAGACCAGACUGGAAGUCCCAGGGGCCUAGGAAAUCACUGUGAAUCUUGGCAACAAUCGGAUACUAUAGUGUAUUUACUGAGCAGACUCUUUUUAGUUAAUAAGUUAGUUAACAUGCCUUUGGAUUUGGCCUGUGAAAUGGACAGACCCUUCAAAAUGGAGUCUGUACACAACAAGGGGAAAUUUCAUGGAAGUGAUAUUUUGAAUAUAUCAAGUUUCUACGGCCACCUAAGAAAUGGUAGGAAUGAGUAUCACACACCUGAGGCUGACAUCUCACUUCUGAAGCUAAUCUCCUGUUGGAGAGACCAGGCUGUACAGGUAACUGAAGCAAUACAAGCUGUCCUCUUGGCUGAAGUUCAACAGCACAUGAAGAGUUUUAGAAAUCCACCCAUCAGUAGUCAACCAGAUCCGGUGGCAGAGCACACCAUUUGUGAAAGGCUGCGGAUCUCGCCGAAGAUGGGGUGGACUGAAGAAAUAGAGCUAUCAUAUGUGGGAAACUCCUCCCCUCUGAAAACUUCAGUCAGUCCGGUCAAGCAUGGCAGCGACUUGAACUCGGCAAACUUCCAAGAUACUGAGGACAUUCUUGACAGAUGUGUCUUGGAAGAGUCGGAGAGUGCAGGUCAGCCUAGGCAUCGUCCAUGGCUAGCGAAGGUGUGCUCCUGCAGGAUGUGCUAGAUGGAGUAUCGGAAGGGGAAUCAAAUCUGAACUAACAGAGAAGCACGAACACACUAUCUCUUUUCCAUCAAAUAAAAGCAACGCUGUCAGUGGAUUCACGAAUAUGUUAGCCAAAGUGUAUUAAAAAUGUUAUCACUGAUUGAGAAUAUCCAAAUUCUAAUUCUAGGAAAUGAUUACCUAAGUUAGUCUCCUUAUUUCUCCUUAUUUUCUGUCGUUACUUGUAACAAAGAACGCCAGCCCACAGGUAUAGAUUUAACAGUACUUCAGAGGUUCCCUUUCUCAGUGCCUGAAUUGCAGAAGCCAAAGGGGUGCACAAGACUCUCAAUUCACUGUUGCUUCAAGGUAUUUAAACCAAAACUUUAUCAGCUUUGCCACGUUGAGCUUGGACAUAUUGUUUUAGUGGGUGCUUCAGUUCCAACCAACCUUUGCACGUCACAUCCUUAAACAUGAAAUGUCCUUUAGUCAAUCUGUGGCAUACAAGGGUGUCUAAUUUUGCAAGGUCCAAUCAGUCUGGACCUCUAAUGACACCGUGGUGAUUGUCUUUAAUUAAAGGUUGAUGUUAUUAGCCUUGUAACCUAAACUGGGGGAGGGGAUUCUACUUACAACAUACCACAGUUCGUUCUUUGUUAGUUUAUAAACAUCUACAGUUCUUUUCCCAGAAAGAGGCUGGGCUAGCAGGAAUUCUAAAACUAAAAAAUGCAAAGCAGUAUCAACAGAAAUGGGCGUAAAGUGCUCAUCUGUUAAACCGAUCUGAAUUAUGUGCUAUGACUUUUAUUGAAUGAUUCCUUAAUUUAUAGAAAAUCAUCAAAGAUUAUUAACAUAUAUCUAAAUGAAUAGAAA